AUUUGUUGAGCUCAAACCCAGAUACUGAUACCGGUUUCUUCGUAUUGUUACUCUCGAUCACAGCUAAAUCACCAGGAAGUGCCUUAUACAGGGUGUGUCAACCCACACCAUCCCUCUGGGAUGGAAUUUCUGAUAAUGGCGGACGAAAUGAUGAAUUCGUCGUCGUUUCUGGAGGCGGCCGACCAGGACCUCGGAGGAUGGGGGGCGGUGUGGCCUGAUGACGUCAUGGGGGGUGGACACAGUGAAGUGGGGGCGCAAGCGAACCCCUCCCGUAAGCGCAAGGCGGGGGCCCCCAUGCACCCCCUGCCGUCAUCAGCUGAUUACAAGAUGCACCACGACUCCGCUCCCAAACAGGCUAAGGAUGACAGAGAUGAUCAAAGUAGUUCGGGUUGGCAGGCCCCUGCUAUGGAAGAACUGGGGAACUGCAGCAAUUUGGCAGAUGAACUGGAUAGCUCUUGCGGCCUGACUGGAAUCAGUGUCGACUUGAACCAGUCCUCCUACAACAAUAUCAGUGAUGCUCUCUUGACUUUGCCGUCGCUCACAGUUUUCAAGCAAGAGCUGCCGUCUCCUGGCAAUAAUAACCAUGACAACAGUGUGCUGUCCUACAACAACUAUAAUGGAAACAGCAAUGGCAGCGGCAAUCUGUCUCCCAAUCUGCUGUGUCCCUCUAAUGGCGUCGCUGCAAAUGCUGCCUCCAACAACAUCAACUCCACCUCACCGUCACAAUCUCAGUCGGCCCAGCUCAAAUCGAUGAUGUUAUACAACGCAACCGAUGAACGCAAAGACAAGCCUGCCCCGCCAGUACCCGUGUGCCUUGUGAUUCCAGACAACACGAUGUCAGCGCUAUCUAGCGAGAAGAGCGCUAACGACUUCAAGGAGAAGAUCGCCUGUGGAGAAGGCAGUACCAGAGCUGCUGCAGCGGCGAGCAAGAGGUCCGAGUUGGAAGGCAACAAGAAUAGUAACAUUGCUGUCAGCUCGUCGUGUAUGUCUCCCACUAGUUCAUCGGAGCCGUCGGCUGAGGAUUGCAGAUUCCAGUACGUGUUAGCGGCUGCAACAUCGAUAGCAACGAAGGUCAACGAAGAAACGCAGACUUAUCUCAAUCAAGGCCAGUCCUACGAAAUCAAACUGAAGAAACUCGGCGACUUGUCCAACUACAGAGGCAAGGUUCUCAAGAGCGUGGUGCGCCUGAGCUUCCACGAGCGUCGCCUGCAGUACACAGAGAGCGAGCAGAUGGCAGCGUGGGUGGCCAGCCACCCGAUGCAACGCCUGCUCGAAGCCGACCUGCCUCUCUCCUACGGCAUAGUCGACGUCCUCCAGCACGACUCGCUGCUCAACACCAUUCAGUUCCUCUGGGAUCCCACCAAGGAAGUUGGCGUCUAUAUCAAGGUGAACUGCAUCAGCACCGAGUUCACACCGAACAAACAUGGCGGCGAAAAGGGCGUGCCCUUCCGCAUUCAGGUGGAAACAUCACUGCACGGGCAAAGUCCACCCUGCCGGCUGCACACUGCUUCUUGCCAGAUCAAGGUUUUCAAGUUGAAAGGCGCCGACCGCAAACAUAAACAAGACCGAGAGAAGAUUCUAAAGAGACCGCUCAUUGAGCAAGAAAAGUACCAACCUUCCUACGACUGUACUGUGCUCAAUGAUAUGCCCAACGAUGCUGACCCUGUCUUCAGUCCAAUUGCAAUAACUAACAACCAGCCUGUUGUUGCUACAGCUGCUAUCCAGUCGCCUGACAACAAACGUGGCAGUGCUUCAGUUGAGCAGAGAUCGCCUCUGCGUGCGGCUGCCGUGUCGUCAGCCAAUCAGGCCGAGCCGCCCACCUCCAGUCAGGCGUGCCAACAGCUGCAGCAGCUAGUGCCCAGGGUUGCCACCCAGCCGCAAGAUGCCAACACUAACAACUUUGAAGUGGGUUUGAGCCGAACAGCCACCGUACAGCAGGCGAACGUUUGGCUGCAGACCAAUCGCUUCUCUGCGUUUCUGCGCACAUUUUCAAAUUUCUCCGGCCUCGACCUGCUUCGUCUGUCCUGCGACAACCUCAUUCAAAUUUGCGGCCUGCCUGAAGGAAUUCGUCUCUUCAAUGCAUUGCACAGAUCACCGCUGUCGCCCCGCCUGACACUGUACAUGUGCGUGGACACGAGUGUGGACGUGUAUCAGGCUCUCUACCUGGAGACGUUGACCAGUGCCGAGUUGGGUCGCAAGUUGGCCGCACUGGUGCAGUGUGCCUCCCCGGUUGCCGGCGCACAGCUGCUGCUGCAAGGCCCCACCGGCAUACAUGUCGCCGUUUCAGACCAGGUGGUUGCCAACAUGAAGGACGAGGCUGUGUUUGUCGUCGAACGAUUGUCGUCGCCAGGUCAGGCUGACCAGUUCUGUCUUCUUCUGAAACCAUCCAACCGAACCCGUUGAAAGUCCUUCCUACUUUACAACCGAAGCUCUGCGUUUUCUAUAAAUUAAAUGUAGAACAACACAACGCUGCUAGGACACUACACACCUUCAUUAUAAUACCUACUAUAUGAUUGCUUAACAUUAGCGCAUAAAUCAUAUAACAACACGAUUGUUGCCUUUGUUUUAGAAGCUUUAUAGAAUGAUGUUAAUGUAGUGCAUUUCAUGGCUUAAGACAUCUAUCCAUAUUUGUGUAGCCUUUGUUUUAGAAUCUUUAUAGAUGUUAUUGUAGUACAUUUCAUGGCUCAAGACAUCUAAUCUCCAUGACUCGAGCAUAUCUCGGUACUUGGAGAGAUAUAGCUAUAAUAUGAUUCAAUUCAAACGGUCAGCAUUGAUGUUAUUAACAAGGAAUGUUGAAAUUUUGAAGUGAGUGCUGUAUAAUUAUGUCAUCUGCAUCUGCAUAAUAAAAAGUUGAUCUUCGUGUCGAUAAAAUACAUGUUAUUUGUAUGCUAUAGUGAGAUUCACUUGAAACUGUCAUGAUUGGACAAAUGGACAGCAUUUGUUAUCAAAACUAAGGCCCGGUUGCACAAAAGCCGGUUAAAUUUUAACCGUGAUUAAUUUUACGAAAACCAAUCGGAGAAGCCGUCUUUUCAAUAUAGCCUUCUCUGAUUGGUUCUCGUGGAAUUAAUCACGGUUAAAAUUUAACCGGCUUUUGUGCAACCGGCACUGACAGUUUAAAGUGAGAAUGACUAUAGCUCUAAAAGUGGUGGGAGCUGUCAGAUGUCUUUAGCCGUGAAAUGCACUCUAAUUUCUGUUAUAUGUUAUAGGAAAUGCUUUUAAAAGUUUAUUGUUAUUGUUGAAAUAAUAUAAUACAUUUUUGAAUAAUAAAAAUGUCAGUUGAAAAUUGUUUAUUGUUAUCCGACUGAUGUUCAAUGAACUAUGUUGUAAAGCUAUUGAUUAAUUACCAUUGGUGCUUUCAGUUUGCAAUUUUUGAUCUGAAUGAAAAUGUUCACAGAAGUGCCCUGAUUACGAAUUUCUUGAAUACGCUCUAAGAGUUUUCUAUUAUGUAUUUUUAUACCAUAAAGAAGUAAACCUGUAUCAAUCACCCCAAUACAUGAGCUGGCGGAAAAUAUUUUAAGCACUUUUUUACAAACAUCGUGGAUAACAAUAAUAUAAAAUAAUAUUAUAUUUAUAUUUUAUAUACACUAUACAGUAUUCGUUAUUCUCUCAUUUAAAAUACCUAGAAAAUUAAAUGAACGUACAGUACUAUUUUAUUAUGGAAUAUUUAUAAAACCAUUUUCACGUUAUGUACUGUUGGCUUUAUUUGGAACUAAGAUAUUCUUUAUUAUACGGUUCCAAGUUGGCUUAGAAACUUCAAAUGUGACUAUUUUCUUUUUAACAAAGGAUAUAAUGAUUGAAACAAUUUUAUAUAGAAGUGAAUAUCGGUUGGGUUUUUCAUUCACUUGAAUUGCUUUUAUAUAGCAAGUCCAAAUUACAAUGGAAGUUACCUAAAACUGGAGAUUUUGAAAAAUAAAAACCAAUGUAUAAGGUAAUAAAAACCUUUUAGUAAAAUUAUAAAUUAAAAAAUAUAUUGAUGUUAUGAUAUGAAUAUGCAACGCAUUUUAUAGUUGAAGUGUAUAAAAUAUUAUGCUUGUCGCUUUAUAGAUAGUACAUUAUACAGUUUAAGUAGUAUGAGUAUUACCUUGGAUAAAUUUUGGAAACAUGUUGAUGUAGAGUUGAUCAUAACUUAGAUUUAUUCUUCAAUUAUUAAUAUCAAUCUGAAUGUCAUAUUUUUAUUUCAGAUUAAUUGCUAUUAACGUGCCUUUUAUAAAUGAGCCUUAUUGAUAAAUUAUAAGUAUAAAUAUUGAAUAAAACUAUAAAAAGCAUAAAUAUUUUAUUAAACUAUCAAUUUACAUAAUAUAUUUUGGCAUCACUACAAAAUGCUUCUCGGAAGACGUUGUCUAAUCUCUAACGAAUUAAUAAUUAAUUCAUUGAUUGUCGAAAACAUCUUCUUGAAGUUUCUCUUUAUUGAAACCAAUCAAACCUAAAUGACUAGCACGUUAAUCAACGUAAUUGAUGGCCUUACACUUUCGUGUGAAUUGAAUACUAUGUUUGAUAGGUAUUGAUUAUUAUGCUGUUAAAAAUGAAUUGAUAUAAUAUGUAAUUGUUGUCAAAAGAUAUUACGAUUAUGCUAUUGAUAAUAUUUUCUUGCUUGUGAACCUUAGUGAAUUAGGAUUGUUAGCAUUUAAUGAUUAUGUAUUGUUGUUGAAUCUACAUAGUUUUGAGACAGUUAUCCAAAUGUUUAUCAAAUGUUAUAGUAGUCAAUAUUUUAUAUUAAGCUUGUGAAACAUAUACUGUUCCGAUUAGAACACGUUUUAGCGAAUGCAGUUCUAUAGUACGGUAACUGUUGUUAUAUUGAAAUUGAGAGUUUAUAAUAUGUUGACUUCAAUUGAAAAUUGGAAGAACUGCAUGGAUGUUUCUUGUAAUUAGAAAAUACUAUGUCAAUUGAAAUAGUAUGAACCGUUCGAAACAUCUCCUUUCUUUUUGGAUUACGUUUGUUCUAAUAAUGUACUUGAUAAAGUUAAUUGGAAUUAGAACAAAACGAUUCAGAAAAGAGGAAUACAUCAAGAGAAGGAGUUGGAUGUAGCCUACAUAUCUAUCAAUAGGAUUAAACAUAUCCGACAGAUUAUUAUUAUCAUUAUAUCAUGAUUGACGGAAUUUGUAACUUAUUAAUAGUUGUUCAAUAUUAUCAAGAACAUAACUGGAAAAUUGUUAUUAAUUUUAUAACAAUUCAAUUGUUGUAAGAUGUUGGGAAAAUAGUGGUAGGUAAACUACUGCAGGUUGUCCAAUCUUGGCAAUUUUCACCAAAUUUUUGUGCAUGAAGGAAAUUUAGGUGGGGAUAAAAUGGGAAGUUGGUUUUUGGUUAAGGAAUCAAGAUAUUGAAUUGAAAACAUGGAAUUUUCAAUUUUGUGGAUAGUAGACUUACCGCUUGUAUCGGAUUCAAUCGAUAUAGAGUUGAAUUUUUAAUUUUAUGUUUUCAACUUUGAAGAACAAAAUGAACUUGUCAAGUUGCCUGAGUUUUAGUAGGAAAAGUCUCAUUGCCUAAACUAAAUAUAGAUGUUUCAAUUAGAGCUGAUAUUGUUAUUAGAAUUAUAUAUUAUUAACAGAUAAUCAAUAUAGAGUUAUCAUUAUUGAUUGAAUGUAUCAUUAUCUAUUUUGAGCUGAGUAGAAUUGUCUUUGUCAUGAAUAAAUUACCGUAUAUCACGGUUUUCUCCUGCACUUGUUUGCUAAAUAGUAUUGGAGAAAAUGUUUUUGCUUGAGAAAUGUAGUUGUUUUAUAAUAUGUAGGCUAUUAUUUACAAGUUAAAAAUAAUGAAAUAUUUUAUUUUUAGAUCUAGAAAGUUGUUGAAAUAAUAUAGUUUGUGCCAUGUCAAUUAGGUAUCUGCUCUAUUUGCUUACUUUCUGGAGAUUUGGUAGAACAAUCUGUUCGUCCUAUUAUUCUUUAGGAGAAAUGGGAAUCUUGAAGAGUCCGUUUUUUCUAUUGAGACUUUGUCCAUGAAAAUCAUUCAUUCGUAGAACGUUUUUUAGAUAUUUUUACCAAUAAUAACCAAAUAUGAAAGUAAUGAUAUAAAGUUUUGAUAUGUCGAAUUAUUUUUAAAACAGGUUCGCCAAAUUAUCAUAGUGGCUCCUCGCCAAAAAUUAUUUGGAU
Molecule: messenger RNA, 6087 nt
Organism: Nilaparvata lugens (brown planthopper)
Lineage: Eukaryota; Metazoa; Arthropoda; Insecta; Hemiptera; Delphacidae
Gene: gem
Product: transcription factor CP2
Exons: 14
Coding region: 121-2403 (760 amino acids)
Biological process (GO): regulation of transcription by RNA polymerase II
Cellular component (GO): nucleus
Molecular function (GO): DNA-binding transcription activator activity, RNA polymerase II-specific; RNA polymerase II cis-regulatory region sequence-specific DNA binding
Source: RefSeq, a predicted model, not a curated record